This is a messenger RNA of Pichia membranifaciens NRRL Y-2026, 418 nucleotides long. RefSeq lists its product as hypothetical. The record is from RefSeq and is a predicted model, not a curated record. The transcript has a single exon. Bases 92 to 313 code for a protein of 73 amino acids. Lineage: Eukaryota; Fungi; Ascomycota; Pichiomycetes; Pichiales; Pichiaceae.
CACACGCAUUGCCAGCAAACGAUUACUGGCACUCAAGUUCUGAAUCUAGCACUAUACUACAAACAAUCUCAUUGAUUCAGUCAAUUUAAUCAUGUCAAACCCAGAAGAACUAAUUGCAGAGGUAUGUAUUCUGUUUUCCGAAUCCCGUCCCACCCCUAUUUCCCGAUGCGAUUUGAAGCUUAUCAGCAGCCGGUAUACUAACAAACACACCCAUCGAUCCACCAAUUUUAUUGCAUCAGGCCAACAAGAAGCUGAAGAAGAGCUCUGGGCUGUUUUCCUCCUUUCUCGGAGGCUCCAGUGUUUCCAAGUAUGAAGAUGCGUCCGAUUUAUUGACACAAGCAGCUAACCUAUACAAACUUCAACGUCGAAGUGUUGAAGCAGGGCGUUCGUUUGAACAGGCUGCAGAUUGUCAGCUCAA